GUCAAGCCCAAUGUAAUGUAAUCAGUAAUCACAAAUUCACAAAAUUUUGUCACUUUAGUCGACAGUAGAGCUCAGUUUAGUAAUUUGUGUACUAAAUUCAUUAUUACCAUCGACUAGCUGUAUUGUUUUGAAUGUUUUUCUAUGUAUUUUUUAUUGCAUCCCAAGAAGUAAAUACAUUGUUAACCAGAUUUAAAUGAAGUGAUUAAUAUUCAUAAGUGAUAUAUACGGAAAGAUUAACGUGUUGUAAUCUUUAUAAGUGUAAAUAAGAACAAUGAGUGAACCAGCGAAGCUUAACGGGAACUCUGACCCUUCUUUAUCGAAUGCGGGUGUUAUAGGCACAGGCGAAGUCCCUUCUUUCAGGAACCCCAUACCAACAACUUCGUUUAUUAAUAACAACAUUGGAGCUCCCGUUCUACCACCACGACCUGACUUUAGCACUCAGCCUGGUUACGGCAUGAACUCGGGCUAUGGAUACGGUGGUAUGGGAGGUUCAUAUGGUAUGGGGUAUGGUGGGGCAGGAUAUGGAUACAAUGGAAUGGGGGCUGGCUACGGAAUGGGAAUGGGGAUGGGGAUGGGCAUGGGUGGUAUGAAUUCAUAUGGAGGAUAUAAUAGAUAUGGACCAAUGUAUGGAGAUAUUGAAAGCAGAUUUAUUCAAAUGGCAGAAGACAGUUCAAGGCCCGCGUUUGAUUCAAUACAAAGCGUUGUUAAUGCCGUCGGCAGUAUCGCUAUGAUGUUGGAAAACACAUUUUUCGCUUUAACUAGCUCAUUCCGAGCCAUUCUAGGUGUAGCGGAAAACUUUGGACGUUUGCGGUCAUUGUUUGCUCAGUUUUGGUCCACAUUUGCAGUUGUUAGAAGUCUUAAUUGGCUUGUAAGGAAGCUGCUUGUGUUGCUGGGUAUCAGAACUGAAAAUGAAUUUAAGGCCUGGGCCGAGGCGGUAGCGGCGUCACAGAGUGGAUCGGCGUCCCCAGAACAGCGCGCCAAAGGCUCCAGCUGGCCUAUUCUUCUCUUCUUCGGGGUGAUAGCCGCUGCUCCAUAUAUUGUUCUUAAAAUGCUCAAUGGACUGUCGACGAGCAUUAACGAAAGACUGCAAGAUCCACACACAUGGCAGAAUCCACUGCGCGCAAUUGCCCAACACGACUUCCAAGCUACCUCACCCCAGGAGAUCAGCUUCAGCACCAACCAAGUCCUUACUAUCGCACCGCAACACCUCCAGGGUAAUCUGUGGAACUCAGGCUGGCUAAUGGCAUCGUCAGACAGACAAACAGCUGGAUUAGUCCCAGUCAAUUACAUAAAAGUUGUAAAGCCUACAAGUCAAAGUGAAAGUGAUAAUAAUCAAAAUGUAAUCAGUAAACCGACGGAUAAUCCUGUUCCAGAGCAAUGCACGGCUGAAUUAGAAAAAUAUUACGGUCAGGAAUUAUAAUUAUUUAAAAAAUAUUUUUAGACUGGCAACAUUAUUUUACGUCACUUUGGCACUAAACACAUUUCUGCCGUUAGAAUCACAAUUCAGAUGUAUAUCCUAUUCUAAUGAAAAUGGGAAAAAAGAUUAACAAACCUUAGAUUUACGUAUUUCAUGCAUUUACUAAUAAUUCAGCUAUAUUAAGAGUUUAUGAUGAAUACAACACUACUACUCUUAACUACUUUCAUUUUACUUUCUAAAUUCCGAUAACAAUUUCGUCGACGUUCAAAGGGCCAUUUUUUCACAAAUCCAUACUAAUCGAAUCAAGCUCACCAAUGAUUUUGCGUCAAAUUUUGUUUAUUUGGCUUUUUUCUCUUAUGGUUGGAAUAGAGAUUAUACAUUCUUCCUAUGUGACAUCGGGGAAAUAAUCGGUGCCCGGUUGGUUGAACUAAAAACCAUUAAGUUAAGAAUUUAAUUAAAUAGAAUCAACUAUUUAAUUUUAUUUUUUAAAAAUCAAAUAAGAGACUGAACGCGUACUGAAGCGGAGUAUAGAGUAACAUAAGAUGGAUAAAUCUAUGCACAUCAUUAUGCAUUAUCUUGCUUGAUCAGGAAUCAAAAACUACGUUUCUCCCUUGAAAUCCAAAAGCUUUAACGUACUAAAUAAUUGAAUUAGCAUUCCAACGACUAUAUUAACAACGAGAAAAAAAUAAAACAAUAUUGUCUUGUUCCCACACUUUUUUAUUAUGCUUAAAAAGUGCCUUAUAAAUGUUAUUAUCUGUGUCAAAAUGAUCUAUUAAAUAUUGUUCAUAUUUCAAUCGAGUUUUGUUUGAAUGUAUCAAGAAAAUGUUGCCAGAAAUAAAAUUGAUGUAUAUAUCUGUUUCAAUCAUAUUAAUAUCUCAUUUAGUAAUCAAGGGUUGUAUAUAGUAAUAAGGUCAGGGGUUAUUGUCACUUAUUGUAGGUAUGCGAAUGCAAUUAAAUUAUAUUUAAGGGUGUCAUUUUUACUUUGUAAAUUAUUUAUGUUGUUUGUAUAUAUUUAAAUAUAAAGAAACAUAGCAUUGUAUGCAAAUUAUAAAAAAUAUUUUAAAAUGUUUUUUAGUAUGACAAUGUUAUUAUGAGAUUCGUGGCUAAUAAAAUUUGUACCUAAAAUAAAUAUCAAGCAAUUUAACACAACAAUUACUUAUUUUGCCGCUGGAGCUCUCUCUCAUUUAAUGCAUUUAAUUUUUUUCCUUUCUGGAUGAAGACAUAUUUGUGUAAUUGACUGAUAUAUGUAAUAAAAGCUUUAUUGACUUUGA
Vanessa atalanta (red admiral) is the source of this 2688-nucleotide messenger RNA. RefSeq names its product peroxisomal membrane protein PEX13 (gene Pex13). Lineage: Eukaryota; Metazoa; Arthropoda; Insecta; Lepidoptera; Nymphalidae. Gene Ontology annotation, molecular function: protein binding. Gene Ontology annotation, biological process: protein import into peroxisome matrix, docking. The record is from RefSeq and is a predicted model, not a curated record. Gene Ontology annotation, cellular component: peroxisomal membrane; peroxisome; peroxisomal importomer complex. The transcript is spliced from 5 exons. Bases 272 to 1420 code for a protein of 382 amino acids.